AUGACAGAUCAUGACGGCGGCGGCGAGCCGCGGCCCGACCCGCUCCCCGAGGGCAUUCGCCGGGAGGAGGAGCCCAACUCACGCGCCGGCCCCAACUCGGCCAAACGCAAGCCGGUCCUGGUCGCCAAGACCAGCUCGUUGGGCGCGCAACGCCCCCAACCACCUGCUGCGCAGGUCAUGCCGACCGAUGAGGCGGAUGUGCAGGUAGGCGGAGACGUUUUGUACGAUGAAUAAUUUUUGUGGGGUUUUUGAGACUUUUUUGAUUUUUUGGGGAGAAAUUGAGGAAAAAAUUGAUUUUUUUGACAAAUUUUUGGGAUUUUUUAGAGUCGCCGAUAUUUUCUAGGAAACAGGGACAUUUUAUACGAUGAAUUUUUUGUGGAGGAUUUUGAGAUUUUUCGGGAAGAAAUUGCGAAAAAAAUAGAUUUUUUGACAGAUUUUUAGGCAUUUUUUUUUGGGUUGGCAAUAAUUUCUACGAAAAGGGACAUUUUAUACGAUGAAAAUUUUUUGGAAAAAAUGUGUGUUUUUUGGUUUUUUACUGGAAAUUAUAAGAUUUUUUUGAUCAGGAACGAAUUUUAGACUAGGUGACAUUUUAUACGAUGGAAUCUUUAAGAAAUAUUUAUCAAGAUUUUUGAAAAAUACGAAAAAAAGUUUACCAAUAAUUUUGUUGAUUAAAGACACGUUUUCUGCAUUUUUCAGGUACCUCAAGUCCACAGAUUGAGCACAAUCUCGGCCAGAGUUGGGCAUCCUUCGGUCUCGGGCCUCUCUCAUCUUCCCCAUCAUCCGCUUAAUUCUACUGUUAUAGAUUGGAAUGCUGGUGUGAAUCAUGGUAAAAAUUUUAGUCCUUUUAAUGAUGACCAAUUUUAGAUUUUUUUCAUAUUGAAAACUUUUGAGAGAUUUUUUGAAAAAAAAUUUUUGGUCCCGGAAACGAAAGCUUAAAUGGUGUUAAAUUUAGGUUUGGAGGCCUCUAGAUUAAUAGGAAAUCUUCAAAAAUCCAAGUAAAUAGCAGUUAAUUUAGAAGCAAGACACUUUGAGCCAUUUAAAAAUUUUUUGGGUCCCACCACGAAAACCUAAUUUUCCAGCAAUCGGAUUGGAAGGCUCUAACGAGAAUAUAGGUUACUACGUUUUACUAAGUUUUAUUUUUUGACGACAUUUUGGCCCUUUUUAAACGUAUUUUUGGGUCCCACCACGAAAACUUGAUUUUCAUUUUUUUGGGUUUUAAAUUGUGAAAAGUGAUGUGAACGCCCUCUGAAGAGUAAUUCUCGCUUAAAUAAAUUUAUUUAAAUUAAAAAAAUGCGAUUAUUUCUUUAUUUUUUACAAAUUCUCCUUUCAGCCGGUUCCCGUCGAACUUCCGUGGUAUUUUCUCGUCGCCCAACCACCUCCAAUGUCCCAAUCUCCUCCAACGUCCCGCUCAGACCUUCGUCCGGCUCGUUGUUGGAGUUGGGCGAUCGGACGAGCAGCAAACUCACUCUGGACGAGGAGUUAUAUGACAUUUUGUUCGCUUUUGGGUGGGUUAAUUUGAUUUCGGGGAAAUAUAACUCAAUUCCGGCGUUAUUUUAA
Messenger RNA from Bursaphelenchus xylophilus (pine wood nematode), 1557 nucleotides. NCBI's taxonomy places the organism in Eukaryota, Metazoa, Nematoda, Chromadorea, Rhabditida, Aphelenchoididae. The record is from the annotation of a GenBank genome assembly.